Messenger RNA from Rhizopus microsporus ATCC 52813, 726 nucleotides. RefSeq lists its product as uncharacterized. The annotation marks the transcript as partial. The record is from RefSeq and is a predicted model, not a curated record. The transcript has 4 exons. Lineage: Eukaryota; Fungi; Mucoromycota; Mucoromycetes; Mucorales; Rhizopodaceae.
AUGUCAAGCACAAGCAUUUCCUUAUUGUGUGAAGCAAGUGAAGAAGAUGAGCUGUUUACAUUUUAUGAAAACUACUUCAAAACCACGCACGUCAAAUCAUGGAAAGUAUUAGACUUAUUUAAAGCAUUGCUGGCUGAAUACAAGCCAAUUUCAUACGAUUGCAUGUCGAUUUUUGUUCAUACUUUCAAAAGAUUUGGACAAAAUUAUACUUCCAAUAAUGUCAAGAUACAGCAUACCAUGAAAAACUUGUUAAAUAAGUGCGACAAUGUUAUUAACUCUGACUUGGCAAGAACGCUCGUGAUGAAAGAACGUGUAGAGCAAUCGAGACUUUUAUACUGUACUCAUGUUGAUGAUGAUGUAUUGAAGGACAAGACCAAUGUAAUAAAUCAAAAUGUAGUACAUCCAAUUACUUCUCCAUUAUCCAACCAAAUAUCAAGUUUAAAAGUGACCCCACAAUCAUCUUCAUCGUCAAGUACAUUAGCAGCAACAACAUCCACAUCAUCAAAUAUACCAUCAACGCUGAAGAGAGUCGACAAUGAUGAUCCAUUACCCUCAUCUCAAAACAAAAGAAGAAAUCGUUUAAGUGUAAACUAUGUCAAAGGGCUGAGCUUAGGUGAAAAGUUACAAUACUUAGCUGAUUAUUAUGGCAUUUGCAAAUCAGCGGAAAUCCGCGUAACGAUACUUUUGAAACGAGCAGGAAUAGCACCAGGGGAUACGAGGUCCAAC